CAGCGAGAGCUGAAACCAGAUCUGGAGGUUUGUUUCUUGCUGUUUCUGAAGAUAAGUAGAACAGGAUGGUAAUGAACCUCAAUCACAGCAGCCAAACAUGCUGUGCUUCUGUCAGGCCAAACGUGCAACUAGCCCAGCUUUGUAUCUCUGACAGUGCCCAGUGCACAAAAACUUUGAAACAAAGAAAGGGAGCCUGCUGAUUCCAUGGAUCUGGUAAGUGAAACUGUUUGGAAGAUGAGGACAGGAACAGUAUUGGGUUGUUAAAGACUAGCAAAGUAGGAUACUUGAAAUUUAACAAGCAUAUCUAAAUGUAGCUGGCCUAAUGUUGACAGCUGUUUGAGUAGAUACACUGGAAAGACACGUGAGUGGUGUGAGCUAAGCACAUGAACAGAUACGGAAUGACAGAUGUGCAGCUUCCUUUUCCCCUUCCCUUCUGCCAGCUGAGGGGGUGCCUUGCCAGGCUGCACACUGGGGCGCGCAGAUAGAUUUGAACCAUGUCAUGCACAAGAACUCGUAGGAAUACACAGCACCAAUACUCAAUGCAGAUACAUGCCACAGUGUAAAAGAAGACUCUGCCUUCUUGCUUGCAAUAUGUCGCCGUUACAUUGCUUGCCAGACUGCCAGAAUUGAGGCAAAGAAGUUAAUCAGAGAGAAACCUUGGAGCAGAACAGAGCUGCUUAAAGAAAGCGUGCAAAACAGUACAGAAUUACUUUCCUAGUAUACUAGCUUCACAGUCUAGUGUAAGGGCUUUGUGUGGGCCAGGGGCUUGUGUGCAUUUGUUAGCAGUAUUUUAUAAGCUUUCCUUCUGUGUGGAUCCAUCUACUUGGUUUUUUGUUUUUUGUUUUUUUAAUUUAUUUAUACUUUCAGUUACCCAGAUCAUCCCUGGAGCCACAAAUCUAAUUGUGCAACACAAAAAAGUGUAAUUUUGUUGUUUUCAAACUCCUACCUGAUAAAUUAAUUUGAUGUCUCCUAGUUCUAGUGCUGUAAGAAUUCAUGUCACCUUCUUCAUGUGUCUCUCAUACCGCUACUUAAAUGUCUCUUUCCCAAGGUGAAUCAUUCUCAUCUAUUUAGCUUGUCCACCAAAAGACGCCAUUCUGAGCCAUGGCUGUCUAGUCAUCAUUUUCUGUAUCAUUUGUGAUUCUCCAGUUGUUUUUAAGAUUGAGGACCAUUACAGCAUUCAAUAUUCAAGAAUCAACUGAAUGCUUCUGUUAUAUUUAACUUUUUGAAUAGCAUUGAUUUUUCACAGACUUUUCUGCAGUGACUGCUAAGUUUUUUCUUUGAAUGGUAAUAACUUAUUUACAUCCCUCUGUAUAGUUAUGGUUGCUUUUCCAAAUUCAGUAAUUCACAAUUGGCAAUAUUAAAUUUCAGCUGCCUCUUUAUUGUGGUGUCAUUCAGUGUGCCACUAUCUUCCCACAGUUCUUCUAGAAGGAGAAAAUAUAGAAGACAAGAGAGUGUCAAAGGGCCAACUUUAGAAGGCACAUGAGGAAAGAUGCACAAACAGCACUAGGGCACUGGGAAUACAUCUCCCAUUCAAUUCCACUGAGACUUAACCAGCAGAGAACAUAACAUUUUUAAACAAGCAUCUCUGGACCUAGGAAGUACAAAGCAUUGCCAAAAAUAGCUAACGCUUUGGGGUUUCUUUUGGUUUAUUUGUUUGUUUUUUAAAGGAUUAAGUAGGGAGGUUGAAAUCUUGAAGGAGAACAUAUUUAAACUCGGGCUAUGAAAGCAAUAGCAGAAAUCUUAGCUGGAACUCCACAAUGUUCAGUCAUAGGAGAUGUACAAAUAAAAAGGCCUACACAAGCAGAGUGAAAUGUACAGUUCUUGCCAAUCCAUAGGUAGCCUCAUAAUAAACCAUGCGGAAGAAUCAUUUGGGCUUUUGUUUUGCAGUUGUUUUGCUUAUUUAAGAAAAAAUAAAAAUAAGGCAUUGUCCAAGAAUGUACUUAAUGGAUGGACCAAUAUUUGGAAUUUUCCUUCUCUGCACAGAAGGUACAGGGGAAACGAGUCUCACAGAACAACUCAUGAGAUAACUUAAAGGUUAAUCUCAAGAUUAUUUUUACAAAACAACCCAAAUACUACUACAAAUGGUGUUUCCUUCCCAGAAGAUGCCCUGGCAAAACAUUGGACCUGAACACUCAACCGGUACAGAGAACCUGUUACUGUGAAAAGCUAGUUUUUAAUUACAUAUGAUCUAUAAAUGUGCAAGUUUUGCCAAGCUUUGUUCCCUGCUUGAUAUCCAGAGUUUAUUCUUACCUGAUCUUACUCAGCAAUGUACAAAAAUGCACAGUUCAGAAGAGAAAAUGGAUACAGAAGAGAAAGAAAGAAUGCAGCGUAGUGAUCUGGGAUUGCCAUCAAGGCUGCAAGUCAAAGUCUGGUCUGAUCUAAGUAACCAUUUUAUGGAAGUUAACAAAAUGCCUCUUUUCCUCCUGGCACUAUCUCCUUUGAGUGUCUUCGUUAUUGGGCCCUUUUUGCUGAGGUGCAAAAUGUUUCAGCAGUCAAACAGCUUAAAAGGUUCAUCGGUCUGGAAUCCUCUACAAAGAGGUGCUACGUCAUCUCACCACUGUCCAGGGCGAGCUGGCUGGAUCAGUGUUUGCUGCAGGGGAGAGGGUUUAACUGGGAAGAUCAGAGCUGGCCUCUUACAAAGGAGAGUUUGAGUAGAGCCAGGCACAUGGUGAGGAAAAGGCUGCGUGUCCCUUUGCCAACAGGAGCCAAUGGGAGGAGUAUCCUCCUGCACACACUUGCUGCCUGGGUCUGAGGAGUCCCCAGGAAAGAUGUCAGCUGAGCAUAAGAUGCAGCUAGAGGAAUUUUCGUGGCAGGCUGCUGCCAGCCUGUCCAUCUCUGGGGUGCAGCCCAGCCCUGGCCUGCCUUCCUGUUUCUGCUUUCAGAUUUUGUUUGUGUUGGAGGCAGCAUUACUGUGUUUCAGAGAGACGUGCUCAGGCGUGGAACUCUGCUCCAUCCUGGUUCAUUUUCCAGACUGAAACCAAAAUAGCAAGGCUGAUUCUUGAAUGUCUGAGCUUUGUCACUUCUGCUAGCAGUCUGGAUUUCCCAGAUUGGAGGGGUGAGGGGGAACCCUACUGUUGCACAUAUGAAAUGCCUUGCCCUACAUGCUUUAUCUUUUUAUAGUCUUGUCACGAUUUGUGCUAUCAGCAUUUCAGUUAAACCGCUUCUGACUUUUCAUCAGUCAAGUUCCUUCUUAAAAACAACAACAAAAAAAAACCCCAACCAACAAGAAGUCUUGAAAUACCCUGAAAGGUCAGAAAUCAGAUUUAAAUCCCUUUGAUGUGACCAGUUAUGGUUUGCCAAGUACAGUGUUUUGUAUUUGGUAAACUAAGCUGUCUCAGGCUGGGACAGCAGCUGAUCUGGAUUGAUAAGAAUCCCAGAAAUGGCAUUGUCUGGGUGAAUGUGCUGAUCUGAUAAAACGUGGAAAUGACUACAAGAUAACAGAUCAGACACCUGAUGGCAGGAUUUGGAAUUAUGAAUUACAUCAAGCAAAGGUCAGUGUUAUACCAACAGGCAAGACGUGAUCUGGUUGUCGUAGGGAGGCUGCAGUGAAGUAUGUGUCUGUGCCUCGCUUUCCCUUGCUUUCUAUGAUUCUUUGACUCAGGGCACUAAAUAUUUUGACAGUGUUGAGACAGCUUCUUUGGAUUUGUUAUUUUAUAAGCAAAUCUCGUCUAAAACUUCAAAUACGAGUCAUUCUAAGCCUUUCCAGCAUGGUGAAAGAACAUACUUAGCACACACAUGCACGUACAGGAAAAAAGCAGUUCCUAAAAUGUCAUGUGAGUUUCUGUUUUCAGUCACUUCAGAAACAGGACUGAUGGUACUUGCUCCCCGACACACUGGAAUACCCUGCUUCGCUCGGCUACAGAAUGCCUCAACUCCUGGGUAACAGCAGUUCACAUGAGCAGGCUGCUGAACAUUAUGCAUCAGAAUCCAUUGUCUCCAUUGCUAUCUUCAUCAUCAUUUUCAUCAUAGGUAUCCCAGGCAACGGAUUGGUGAUCUGGGUAGCUGGUCUGAAAAUGAAAAGGUCUGUGAACAUUGUCUGGUUCCUAAACCUUGCUGUGGCUGACUUCAUUUGCUGCCUAUCCUUGCCAUUUUCCAUUGUUCACCUGGCCCUCCAUGAACACUGGCUGUAUGGUUGGUUGCUCUGCAAAGUCAUCCCAUCAGUCAUAAUCUUCACCAUGUUUGCUAGCGUCUUCCUACUUACGGCCAUCAGCAUUGACCGGUGCCUUCUUGUGAUGAAACCUGUCUGGUGUCAGAAUCAUCGAACAGUGAAAUCUGUAUCACUAAUAUGCAGUGGCAUUUGGAUCCUGGCCUUCAUUUUCUGCUGUCCUGUCUUCCACUACCGUGAGACUAGCACUCAUGAUGGCAAAACUGAGUGUGGGUACAAUUUUGGAGAUCACAUAGCGCUGGAUUAUGUAGAUAGUCCUGUAAAUGAGUUACAGGAAGCAUACUCACCUUUAGACUACAGCGGUAAUGACUCCUGGGUUAAUGUCUAUGAGGGUGAUUAUUCUGUGUCACUUGCCUCAGUGGCAGUAAACAUCACUAGGACUGUCUUUGGCUUCCUACUCCCCUUUGGCACAAUGGCAGUUUGCUAUCCCCUCAUUGGUUUCAAAAUGCAUGCAAACCAGUUUCACAAGCCACGCAACAGAAUGCUGAGAACGAUUGUGCUCGUGGUAGCUGCAUUCUUCAUCUGCUGGGCUCCGUACCACGUAGUUGGGAUUCUGUACCUUAUACCUACUCUUGGAACACAACUGAGGCAGUCACUGAUCCUCUGGGAUCACCUCUCUACAGCACUUGCAUAUGCCAACAGCUGCAUGAACCCCCUGCUCUAUGUUUUUGUGGGGCGGGACUUCAGGGCAAAGGCACAACAAUCACUGCGAGGAAUCUUGGAAGGUGUCUUUACUGAGGAGCCAACACAUUCCAUCCCUUACUCUCUUCACAGAAGCAAGACUUCAACAGAGAAGGACAGUAGCAGCACAGUGUAACGCAAGACUUCCGAUCACCACUGUAGAAAGAGGAGCUAUGGCCCUGCGCAUCGAUCACUCUCCACUUAACAGCUUUUUGUCUUUCUCCAGCACAUUUGAUUAAUCUGCAGCUCUACACCCAAGGCACUGAGAUGGUUCAGCUCAUGACAGCAAACCCCCUUUAUAGCCUAGAGAGAUGGGAAGUUGAAGUACCAAGAGUAAUAAUCUCUGGGAAGAUGCUGGUGAAGGAGGAGACAGAGUAUUUCAACAUUUAAAGGAAGAAAGCAGGCUUGCAGAAUGAUUUGUGGUGGGAUCAUGUAGUUUAACCUCUGAAUUGCUAGAUGAGAACAUCAUUAGAGUUAUUUGUGUAUGUCUACAUUCUACAUUGCCUGUUUCUGAUAAACUGCAGAUGAAAGUAA
Molecule: messenger RNA, 5380 nt
Organism: Strigops habroptila (Kakapo)
Lineage: Eukaryota; Metazoa; Chordata; Aves; Psittaciformes; Psittacidae
Gene: C3AR1
Product: complement C3a receptor 1
Exons: 2
Coding region: 3864-4982 (372 amino acids)
Biological process (GO): chemotaxis; phospholipase C-activating G protein-coupled receptor signaling pathway; inflammatory response
Cellular component (GO): plasma membrane
Molecular function (GO): G protein-coupled receptor activity; complement component C5a receptor activity
Source: RefSeq, a predicted model, not a curated record